Molecule: messenger RNA, 3767 nt
Organism: Ochotona curzoniae (black-lipped pika)
Lineage: Eukaryota; Metazoa; Chordata; Mammalia; Lagomorpha; Ochotonidae
Gene: FBXO33
Product: F-box protein 33
Exons: 4
Coding region: 346-2016 (556 amino acids)
Biological process (GO): SCF-dependent proteasomal ubiquitin-dependent protein catabolic process; positive regulation of protein ubiquitination
Cellular component (GO): SCF ubiquitin ligase complex
Molecular function (GO): protein binding
Source: RefSeq, a predicted model, not a curated record
UCCCUUUCCCGGAAGUCGCGUCCGUCGGGGCCGGGCUCCUCCCACCGAGCGCGACGUCAGGCCCAGCUCCUACCACUGCCUUGCCCCCGCCUCCCGGUGCGGGGAGGGUUGCCAUUUCCUCAGGAGAAGCCCCACCGCUUCCGGGCCUCCGAAGACUCGCGCCGAGGGUCUUGAAGGGGCCGAGGGUGCGGGCCCCGGGAGCGUGGGCGUCGAGUAGGGAAGGCCAAAGGCUGCCUCUCUCGCGGGCCGCUCCCGCACAGCGUCCCCCCCCCGCCUCCUGCACUCGCGCGGCACUUGGUUCCGCCGAGACCCACGACGGUUCCGCCCCCCUCUUCCUUGUCAUUGAUGUUGUUGUUCUUGUCAGUGCCGCAGCCCCGACCCCCGGGAGCUCGAAGCCGGGCCGGGGCCGCUCGGGUGGCGCGGUGGCGGCGGCAGCGGCGGCAGCAGCUGCGGCGGCUGCGGGGGCUGCUCCGAGGACUGCGGGGGCGGCCGGGAGCCGGCGGCCGGCGGCGCGGCCGGAUGGCUCUGUGCGGGCAGGCGGCGGGCGCCGCGUCUCUGCCCAGCGAGUUGAUCGUGCACAUCUUCUCCUUCCUGCCCGCGCCGGACCGGCUGCGGGCCUCGGCCUCCUGCUCGCACUGGCGCGAGUGCCUCUUUUACCCGGCCCUCUGGCCCCAGCUUCGCAUCUGCCUCCGCGUCUCUCCCGCGGAGCAGCCCCGGCUCGAAUUCCUCAUGCGCAAGUGCGGCUGGUUCGUACGGGAGUUGCGUGUUGAGUUCACCGCCGAGAACUACCUGAGCGGAGGCGGCGGCCCGGGCGACGGAGGUGGCUCGGACAGCGGCCCCGGAGGGGAAGAAGUCGAGGCCCUGCAGGUGUCGGCACGUUGGCUGGAAGUGCUGCGCACCUACCUGGAGCUGGUGCUGUGCGUGCUGGUCAGCAUCCGGAACAACAGGAACCUCCAGAAGUUUAGUCUUUUUGGAGACAUAAGCGUUCUACAACAGCAAGGAAGUUUGUCAAGUACAUACCUCAAUAAGGUGGACCCUGAUGGCAAAAAAAUUAAGCAAAUUCAGCAGCUGUUUGAAGAAAUAUUGAGUAAUAGUAGGCAACUGAAAUGGCUAUCCUGUGGGUUUAUGCUGGAAAUAGUUACCCCAACUUCACUGACAUCUCUCCCUAACUCUAUUGCCAACACAAUGGAGCACCUGAGUUUACUGGACAACAAUGUUCCUGGCAACAGCACUCUUAUCACUGCAGUCGAACUGGAGCGAUUCGUGAAUCUGCGCUCACUUGCCCUAGAUUUCUGUGACUUUACAACUGAGAUGGCAAGAGUCUUAACUGACAGCAGCCAUGUGCCUUUGCAACGCUUGUCUCUCCUGGUCCACAAUGCUUCUGUGAUGCACAAGUCUCUAGACAACAUGCCAAAUGAUGAGCAUUGGAAAGCCCUGUUAGGAAAGAGCGCCAGUCUUCGAGUCUAUAUAAUGGCAUUUGAUAUCAAGAGUGAAGAUAUGCUAAAGAUUCUGAAACCCAGUAUACCACUAGAAAGAAUUCAUUUUGAUAGCUACAUCACUUGUGUUUCAGGAGCUAUUGUUGAUCUUAUAUCCAGGCAAUAUGACAAGUUCCUCACACAUUUUAUAUUGAUGAAUGAUGUCAUUGACACAUCUGGCUUUCCAGAUCUUAGUGACAACCUAAAUGAAGAUCCAUUGGUUUUGUUAGCAUGGAGAUGCACAAAGCUGUCCUUUCUGGCAGUUCACGGUUACACAGUGUGGGCACACAACCUCAUUGCCAUUGCUCGUCUUCGUGGCUCUGAUCUAAAAGUACUUGAAGUCACAGAAGAAAGCAUUGAUUUUGACCAAGGUGAACUGGCUGACCAGGAUGUGGAUCCAGUGCAUAACCUUAUUGAGCAGGUAUCCCUGGGCUUAGGUCAACCUUGGCACGCAGUCAUGGACAUUGAAUCACUCAGUGUCUUCACUGAACCAAAUCGCCAUUUUUACAGAGAGAUGCAAAGCUUCAGUGAAGACAUUUAGCUUUUUUAAAAGUACUAUUCCUGUGGUUACAUAUGCAAGUAGGGUCUUAUUAUGUUUUUUUUCCAAUAGUGUGAAUUAAUCCAUGUGCUGUGUUUAAUCAGUAUUAGCUUUAUAGAAUUAUAUAUGUAUAUUCUACUUCUCGAUCAAAGAACGUAGUCAGGUAUUGGUUUAGAAGUUCAAGGUGACACUGUGUAGGGCUUUCACGGUUAAUAGACUUGUUACCAAACCUUAAGGAUAUACAACCGAAGGGUUGUCUGAGGUUGCUGGCUAACUUAAUUUUUCACUUAGUUACUCUGCCUUUUUGAUAUUUUUAUUUUUGUCAGAGUUCCCAGCUCAGGAGCCAAAAUAUUUUUAUACUUCUAUAGCUGUAUAUCCAUAGCCUGGUGGAUUUGUAUGCAAUGUACUGCAUCCAUGCAAUCAGAUAGCAUUUCACUCAUUUUUAUUUUUGAAAUAGAAAGGGGAAUAAUAUCCAUAUGAGUUAUCUAACAGAAAAGGCAACUUUAACUUUCAUUAUACAUGUAAUAGUUGAUCACCAAUUACCACUCUGAAUUUUGUGUAAUAUUAUUAGAACAUUGCUUAACCCCUUUUUUAAAAAAAUGCAUUUACAUAAACAUGAACACUGAUUUGCUAGAUUUUUUAAACUGUAGCUUAAUUUUAUUCAUCAACUAUAUUAUGCAUUCAAGUUAGCUUUUUAGACCAGAUUUUGAAUAGUGGAGGAAAAAAGAAACUAUAUAUAUAUGCCAGGGUGAAACCUCCUAAAGAGGAUAAAACUACAGAGUUGUAGACACACAUGCUUGUAAACAAACAUUAGUCGUGAAAUCCUUAGCAACAAGUCACUGGAUUUUUCUCUGUCAGCACGCAUGUCAGCUGCCAAAGAAUAGACUUAAAUGAAGAAGUGCCCACAUGCUGGCAGGGGCCGGCCCACUCUGGCCAGCCGGAUACUGCUAGAUUGUAAUAUUUAAGGUCGAAUUUCGACCUGUGGUACACAGCUGUGCUGUGGCUCAGUCAGCAACCUCAGAACUCUGAAAAAAAAAACUAAACUAAAAAAAAAGAAAAAAAACAUGCACCUGUUUCACUGUGAAUAGUGAAUGUAGAGAGGAAAAACUGAAAGCUUGUUCUAUCACAGGUAUGAGCUGCUAUGAUACAUGAAGAACAUUCCAUGAAGUAUGUUUUAAAACCUUGUUAUAUCUGAGAGGCUUUAAAAGCCGAUUUAACUGUUUCAGGGCAACCGCGGUACAGACGUGGUCUCUGUGAGACUUCCACCUGACCCCAGUUCUAAGUGGUACGAAUGUUGUGCAUUUAAUGUUAUAGGACAGUCUGCAAUAAUAAAGUCAGUAGCCAACGUGGGUGCCCAGCAGUGCUGAGACCUGGCUGCUCUAUUGUAAGCUUUGGAAACACAAUUUAUGCAACAGAUGUCCAGAUAUGAUUCUAUUUAUGGAAAAAGUUUAUAUGUGUUUUACAAAUGGUUUUACCAUCUUAUAUUAAAAAUGACCUUUUGACAGGUGUGCACUGUUUUGUCUCCAGUGAGCACAUACCAUGCGGAUUUUAUAUGUACAUCAGUAGUGUGAAUCCACUGGCACAGUGUGUGCAAAUGCCAGAUGUGGUGAGAUUUUAUCUUGUAAGUGUGAUCAGAUAAAAUAACUCCUGACAGAAACUGUAAGGAAACCAGCUGAAUGUUUGACCUGAUGACUGAUGUUGUAUGGUUUAUGUUAAAUGUAUAUUCUUUUAAUCAAUGAAUAAAACAUUAAAAA